Messenger RNA from Aspergillus wentii DTO 134E9, 1647 nucleotides. Its product is annotated as pepsin-like aspartic protease. The transcript has 3 exons. Lineage: Eukaryota; Fungi; Ascomycota; Eurotiomycetes; Eurotiales; Aspergillaceae. The record is from RefSeq and is a predicted model, not a curated record. Gene Ontology annotation, biological process: proteolysis. The coding region runs from base 22 to 1404 and encodes 460 amino acids. Gene Ontology annotation, molecular function: aspartic-type endopeptidase activity.
GUGACUUGAGAAAAUCCUGCCAUGAAGAGUAUAUUGCUUUUGUCGCUGGCUGCCUUGUCGCAGACGGGUGCAGCGCUGUCUCUCCAUGAGCGCAGCCAGCCUGCUACCCUGGGUUACGCCAUCGAGCGGAAAUCCAGCAAUGUGAAUAGCAGACGGAAGAGAGAUACGUCGUCUGUUACCAUCAACAGCGCUAACGAUCUCGACCUCUACUCCUUCAACUUCACCCUCGGCACCCCCGGCCAACCCAUCUCCGUCGGCCUCGACACCGGCAGUAGCGAUUUAUGGAUGAACGCAGUCAACUCGACCUACUGUAGCGGGCUGCACGAGUCGAAAUGCGACACUUCUGAUAAAUUCGACCCCAGCAAGUCGGAUUCGUACAAGGUGCUGAACCACGGGUUUAAGAUUCAGUAUGGCGAUAGUACGGGCGCGGAGGGCGACUAUGCGACUGAUACGCUCAAGUUUGGGAACGUCACGCUGGACGAGUUUCAGUUCGCGGUGGGGUAUGUGACGAGUACGGAGUUGGGCAUCAUGGGCAUCGGCUACGAAAGCCUCGAAGCAGUCGACCAAACACGCACCGCCGGCCCCGAAUACAAGAACCUGCCUCAAGCACUCGUCAAAGCAGGCUACAUCAAGUCCCCCGCAUACAGUCUCUGGCUCGACGAUCUCGAAUCCCGCAAAGGCCAGAUCCUCUUCGGCGGCGUCAACACGGCCAAGUACUCGGGCGAGCUGCACACUCUCCCCAUCAUCAAGGAACAUGGCGAUUACCUCGAAUUCCUAGUCAACAUGACCGGACUUAGCUUUUCGAAUGGAACCAAGGAGACGAGUUACUCGAAGGGAUUCCCCACGCCUGUUUUGCUGGAUUCUGGUACGACGCUUUCGUAUCUUCCUGAUGAUGCGGUGGAGGAUAUCCUCAACGAUGUCGGCACGUACGACUUUAUGCUGCAGACGUACACGGUUGACUGUGACAUGCGGAGCACGGGGUAUAACCUGACUUUCGAAUUCCCGGGAUUCAGCAUGACCGUCGACAUUGCAGAGAUGAUUCUCGAAGCAGAGAAUGGCAUCUGCAUCUUCGGUAUCGACUACCAGGGUAAAGAAACCGCCGUGCUGGGCGAUACUUUCCUGCGCAGCGCCUACGUCGUCUACGAUCUCGGCAAUAACGAGAUUUCCAUGGCUCCCGCCAACUUUGACCCCGGCGAGGAUAACAUUCUCGAGAUUGGCACUGGCUCGUCUGCUGUGCCCACUGCUACUGGUGCCCCGACCGGUACUGGGACGAGCACUGCUGCUACUGCCACCGGCACGAGUGGUGCCAGUGAGACUUCGGAGGGCGCGGCCAUGCCCAUGAUGACGGCUAGCCCUAAGCUUAUGGCUGGAUUGGCGGGUGCUGGUCUGCUGCUGGCUUUGUAGAUGAAUAUGACAUAUUGCAUAAUAGACGGAUAUAUGACUGAUAGAAUAGUACAUAAUGCAAGGACAAUCUAACUGAUACCCUGAUACUAUCUUCUACGCGAUGCAAUAGUAAUAGUUUACUCCUACAGAAGACAAAACCAAGCCCGCCGGUAAUGCCCUCAGGCAUAAUACUAAAGGAUAACCGCUAUAGGACCAACACUAACGAUCCACAAUAUAUCUUCCAGGCACUUUAAUCGAGGGAAU